CCACCAUGAAAACAUUCUCCAUUCUAAUUGUCGUCGGCGUACUUCUCGCCGGUAUCCUCCACAUCUCCGCCCAGAACUGUGGCUGUAGUCCGGAUUUGUGCUGUAGCCAGUUUGGGUUUUGCGGCAGUGACGAAGCGUACUGUGGAGCCGGAUGUCAGGAAGGGCCGUGCUUCGGACCUCCUCCGACGAAUGAUGUAUCGGUUGCUAACGUCGUGACAGAUUCAUUCUUCAAUGGAAUCGUGGACCAAUCUGACGCCAGUUGUGAAGGAAGAGGGUUUUAUACACGCGCCGCCUUCCUGGAAGCUAUCGGAAACUAUCCUCAAUUCGGUAGGGUUGGUACGGAAGAAGAUUCCAGGCGAGAGAUCGCAGCUUUCUUCGCACAUGUCACUCAUGAAACUGGACAUUUUUGCUACAUUGAAGAAAUAAAUGGUCCUUCAAGGGAUUACUGUGAUGAAAAUAACACUCAAUACCCAUGUAACCCUAGCAAAGGGUACUAUGGAAGAGGCCCAAUUCAACUAUCAUGGAAUUUCAACUAUGGUCCAGCAGGGAGGAGCAUCGGGUUCGAUGGAUUGAACAAUCCUGAAAUCGUGGCUACAGAUCCACUUAUCUCAUUUCGAACCGCAUUGUGGUUUUGGAUGAACAAUGUCCAAUCGGUCUUACUUUCUGGCCAAGGGUUUGGAGCCACUAUUCGAGUCAUCAAUGGACAACUCGAAUGUGAUGGAGCUAAUCCAGAUACAGUAAGUUCUCGUGUUAGGUAUUACACAGACUAUUGCAACCAACUUGGUGUUACGCCGGGUGAUAACCUUAGGUGUUAGACUAUUUGAACAUAUAUUUGUUUAUGAAUUACAGUUUGACACUUGUACUUUAAGUUUAUUUUUGUAUCUCAUGUGUUGUUUAACACAUGAAAGUUAUCUCUAUUGAUGUAUUAGAUUUUAUUUAUAUCUUACUCAUAUAAAAGCGGUUAAUCUCAUCGACUUCGGGCAUAUAUUGAAAAUUUUCAAAUGUUUCUUUUAGAGGUACAAUAUAUGGUACUUUUAUCCUAUGCAAAUAUGUAACACAUUGUGUCCACAUGUAUCUACGUAAGUCAAAAGAUUUUAUGAGAUCAUAUACGUAUUUUGUGCAAAAGAAAAUAUAAUAUGUCAAGUGAAUUUCGGUAUGU
Lactuca saligna is the source of this 1159-nucleotide messenger RNA. Lineage: Eukaryota; Viridiplantae; Streptophyta; Magnoliopsida; Asterales; Asteraceae. The record is from the annotation of a GenBank genome assembly.